This is a messenger RNA of Eleginops maclovinus (Patagonian blennie), 1247 nucleotides long. RefSeq names its product IMP U3 small nucleolar ribonucleoprotein 4 (gene imp4). The transcript is spliced from 9 exons. Gene Ontology annotation, cellular component: small-subunit processome; Mpp10 complex; nucleolus. Gene Ontology annotation, molecular function: rRNA primary transcript binding; snoRNA binding. Gene Ontology annotation, biological process: rRNA processing. Bases 127 to 1002 code for a protein of 291 amino acids. The record is from RefSeq and is a predicted model, not a curated record. NCBI's taxonomy places the organism in Eukaryota, Metazoa, Chordata, Actinopteri, Perciformes, Eleginopidae.
AUUUUGAAAAGCUUUAAAAUCAGUAUCGAGCGCUCUCAUUGGCUCCUCUGUCUGCCAAUGAAGGAAGCGCUUGUUCGAUUGUCCUGCUUUCUCCAUGUGAGUAGUGCUACAUGCUAGAGAAUCAUCAUGCUUCGUCGAGAGGUGAGACAGCGGCGAGAGUACCUGUACAGGAAGGCCCAGGAGGACAGGCUCCGAACCAUUGAGGAGAAGAAGCAGAAGCUCAAGGGAGCCCUUGAUGAGAAUCGUCUCCUUCCAACUGAAGUACGCAAAGAAGCCCUCGAGCUGCAGAAACUCCUGGAGUACGACGAUGAAGGCGCAGAAGGUGUCAGCUCCCACAUGGAUGAUGAAUAUAAAUGGGCCGGAGUGGAAGAUCCUAAAAUCAUGGUGACCACAUCCAGAGACCCCAGCUCCAGACUCAAAAUGUUUUCCAAGGAGGUAAAGCUGAUGUUUCCCGGAGCCCAGCGCAUGAACAGAGGAGGCCACGAGAUCAACGCACUGGUGGGGGCCUGCAAAGCCAACAACGUCACUGACCUCGUCAUCAUACACGAAACCAGAGGACAGCCAGAUGGCCUGGUGGUGUGCCACUUGCCUUUUGGCCCCACGGCAUACUUCACCCUGUACAACGUGGUGAUGAGGCACGAUGUUCCCGACAUAGGCACCAUGUCUGAGGCCUACCCCCACCUCAUCUUCCACAACUUCUCCUCGCGCCUCGGCACCAGGGUAUCAAACAUCCUCAAGUAUCUCUUUCCGGUGCCAAAGGAGGACAGUAGGCGGGUCAUCACAUUCUCCAACCAAGAGGACUUCAUCUCUUUCAGACAUCACACCUACAAGAAAACAGACCACAGGAACGUUGAGCUGACGGAAGUCGGACCCAGGUUUGAAAUGAAACUGUACAUGAUCAAACUGGGCACCCUGGAGAACGAGAGUACGGCGGAUGUGGAAUGGCGUCACCAUGCGUACACACACACAGCCAAGAAGAGGAGGUUCCUCAGUGUGCAAUAAAACUAGUAAUGAAGCAGUUGUACAAAACUGUGCUUUGUGGACUAUGUUUUAUAGCAUUCUUAAAAUGAUUAUGUUGUUUUUGAAAUGACAAGUGAGUUCUCUAAAUAUAACUAAAUGAUUGAUCUUUUCAAGGAGAGGGUUUCACGGUCAAACUGCAUCAUAUUCAUCAAGACCAAAUGCCAACUGUUCUCAUUGUAUUAUAACUGUUGUACUAUUUUAAAAUAAAAUGUGUUUCUUUACAUUCA